AUGAGUGGUAAAUUUGUUAGAGCUUCUAAAUAUCGUCAUGUGUUUGGUCAUUCAACAAAGAAAGAAUUAUGUUAUGAAAAUUUAAAAAUCACCAAGAAUGCGUGGGAUUCAAAUAUAAUCCAAACAAAUGGUAAAUAUAUUUCAGUUAAUUGGGAUUCUUCUGGCGGUGGUGCUUUUGCUAUUAUUUCAAUUGAUGAGGUCGGUAAAGCUCCUGAUCAAGUUUCAUUAUUUAGAGGUCAUAAAGGUCCUGUAUUAGAUACAUCAUUCAAUCCAUUUAAUAAACAACAAAUUGCGAGUUGCUCAGAUGAUGGUAAGAUCCUAAUUUGGGAAAUCCCAGAGAACUAUUCUUUCCACAAUUAUGUUGAUGAAAAUGACGAAAUUAUAGAUAUUACUCAACCUAUUAAAAUUUUAUCUGGUCAUACUCGUAAAGUUGGGCUUAUUGAAUUCCAUCCAUGUGCUGAAAAUGUAUUGGCAAGUUCAUCGUUAGAUUAUACUGUUAAAAUUUGGAAUUUAUCGACUGGAAAAGAUGAAAUCACUUUACAACAUAAAGAUUUAGUUACUUCAUUUGCUUUUAAUUAUAAUGGUUCUUUAUUAGCUACUUGUUCAAGAGACAAAAAAUUAAGAAUUUGGGAUAUUAGAUCUGGCAAAAUCAUAUCUGAAGGUCAAGGUCAUACUGGUGCCAAACAAAGUAGAAUAACUUGGUUAGGAAAUACAAAUAGAAUUAUAACUACCGGAUUUUCAAGAUUAUCAGAUAGACAAAUUGGAAUUUGGGAUAUUGAAAAUAUUGAAAAGGGUCCAAUUGAUGGAUUUUUAGUAGUUGAUGCUUCUUCAGGUGUUUUAGUCCCUUAUUUUGAUGUUGAAACUUCAAUUUUAUAUAUUGCCGGGAAGGGAGAUGGGAAUAUUAGAUAUUAUGAAUAUGAAAAUGAUAAUUUAUAUGAAUUAUCACAAUAUUCUUCAACUGAUCCACAAAGAGGUUUCGCAGUUGCACCAAAAUAUAGUGUAAAUGUUAAAGAAAAUGAAAUUACAAAAUGUUUUAAAACUGUAUUGGAUAAUUCAAUUGAACCAAUUUCAUUUAUAGUUCCAAGAAGAAGUGAAUUAUUUCAAUCGGAUAUAUAUCCUGAUUGUCCAAGUACAAAAGCUGCAUUAAGUGCUGAUGAAUGGUUUGGAGGUAAAGAUGUUAAUGGACCAUUGUUAAUUUCAAUGGAGGCAUUAUUUGAAGGUAAAGAAUCUGAAAUUAAAGAAAGUAAGCCUGCAGUAAAUGUAUCUGAAGUUAAGAAACAAGUUGAAGAGAAAAAGAAAGAAGAACAAAAGGAAAAAGAGGAAAUAAAGAAAACAGAAACAAAAAAAGAACAAUCUAAAAAGGAGGAAACUAAGAAGGAGGAGUCAAAAAAUCCUGGUGUUCCAGGUAAGAAUGUUGAUGAUUUAUUAACUUCUUCAAAUGAAGUUGGUGAGUUUUUAAAUAAAGCUAAUGAACAAACUGAUGAAGAAGAUAAUAAUGAAGAAGAAGAAGAUGAUAAAAGUGAUGAAUGGGAAGAAGUUAAAAAAUCAGAAGUAAAAGAAAUGAAACCAGAAGAAGCUAAACCAGAACCAAAGAAAGAAAAACCAAACGAAGAACCUAAAGAACAAAAGAAAGAAGAAGUUAAUAAUGAAGAACCAAAAGAAGCAUCUAAAGAACAAAAGAAAGAAGAAGUUGAAAAAGAAGAACCAAAAGAAGAAUCUAAAGAACAAAAGAAAGAAGAAGUUAAAAAAGAAGAACCAAAAGAAGAGCCUAAAGAACAAAAGAAAGAAGAAGUCAUAAAAGAAGAACCAAAAGAAGAACCUAAGGAACAAAAGAAAGAAGUUAAAAAAGAAGAACCAAAAUCAACAACAACUACUACUUCAGAACCAUCAAAACCAAAACCAACAUUAGUCUCAACAGUAGAAAAACUAGCAUCAUUAGUAGAUAACUUAGAAUCACAAAUUCAAAAACUUACCAACGCAGGAUUAGAAAAAGAUGAAAAAUUAAGCAAAUUAGAAUCAAAACUCGAAGAACUCCUCAAUAAAUAA
Messenger RNA from Insectozyma verbasci, 2046 nucleotides. NCBI's taxonomy places the organism in Eukaryota, Fungi, Ascomycota, Pichiomycetes, Serinales, Debaryomycetaceae. The record is from the annotation of a GenBank genome assembly.